Molecule: messenger RNA, 1589 nt
Organism: Carassius auratus (goldfish)
Lineage: Eukaryota; Metazoa; Chordata; Actinopteri; Cypriniformes; Cyprinidae
Exons: 4
Coding region: 588-1568 (326 amino acids)
Source: RefSeq, a predicted model, not a curated record
UUUACUACAGAUCAGUCUCUCAUCAGCUCAUCUGUCAUUUUAUUACUGAACCAGUUCUGAAGAGUUUGUCUUCAUAUUUGUGAACUGAAAUCAAUGAAGAUGUUUGACAGAUUCUGGUUCUGUUUGUGUUUCUGGCGUCUGGUUGGUGAGUUUAAAUUAUUUUUUUAUGGCGUCAGUUGCUUCUGUUCUGGUAGCAUGUAAUAAAAUACUGGAUAAUUUAGUUUGAGAGGUUUAAUAUUCACUUAUUCUCAUAUAGUAAUAAGUGAACUGUGGUGAGAUCAAGUUUAAAUUCAGAUCUAAAUUCAGGUCUAUUAUGGAAUGAUAAAAUAAAAUAAAUAUGAAGCUUAAAUACCCGACAGUGUUAGAUUGACAUUAAAGAUUAAAGUAAAAGUGUGACCAAAAGUGAUGUCUGGAGGAGAUUGGUUUGAGGAUUUGUAUUUAAUGACUCUACAAGUUUGAUUAAACCAUCAUAAUGAGAGGAAAGUGUUAUAUAUCUUUAAAAAAAGCUCUGUUCUUCAGGUGUGUUUGGUGAAAUUAAGUACGUGAAAAUUGGACAUUCAGUCACUCUAAACUCUGGUCUUUCUGAAAUGAUGGAUAAUGAUCUGAUUCGGUGGAGGUUUGAAAAAAGAUUAAUAGCUGAAAUCAAUGUGACGGCCGACAGAUUCUCUGUAUUUGAUGAUGUUCAUGACGGGAGAUUCAGAGACAGACUGAAGCUGGACAAUCAAACUGGAUCUCUGACCAUCACAAACAUCUCAACUGAACAUACUGGAUAUUAUGAAGUAGAGACCAACACUGUGAGCGAGAGUUUCUGGCUCCGUGUCUAUGAUGAAAUAUUAGUGAAGGAGGGAGAUUCAGUCACUCUGAACUAUGAUCAUACUGAAAGAGAUUAUGAUCCGAUUGAGUGGGGGUUUGAAGACAGUUUAAUAGCUGAAAUCUAUAAAUGGGAUGAUGGAUUCACUGUAUUUUAUGAUGCUCUUGAUGGGAUAUUCAGAGACAGACUGAAACUGGACAAUCAAACUGGAUCUCUGACCAUCACAGACAUCACAACUGAACAUACUGGAGUUUAUGAACUCGCGAUCGACCGUAGGAGCAGAAUGAGGAAAACGUUCUUUCUCAAUGCUGUCAAUGAAGAAAUAUCAGUGAAGAAGGGAGAUUCGGUCACUCUGAACUCUGAUCGUACUGAAAUAAUGAAUGGUGUUUCAAUAGAGUGGAGGUUUGGAGCUGAAAUCACUUUAUUAGCUGAGACCAGUAGAAGGGUUGAUGGAUUCUCUGUAAAGGAUGAUGUUCUUGAUGAGAGAUUCAGAGACAGACUGAAGCUGGACAAACAAACUGGAUCUCUGACCAUCACAGACAUCACAAAUGAACAUGCUGGACGUUAUUUACUACAUUUAGGACCAAAACAUUUAAAUCUAAAACAGUCAUUAAAAGCUUUCACUGUUUCUGUCUCUGACUCUGUCCACUGCUGUGGUUCUACUCAAGCUGUGAUCCGAUUGGUCCUCUCUGCUCUGGUGGGCGUGGCUACUGUCAUUCUUCUGGUCUAUGACAUCAGAUCCAGAAGAGCUGAAUAAGAUCAAGCACAGAUUCACACA